This is a messenger RNA of Cladophialophora bantiana CBS 173.52, 426 nucleotides long. RefSeq lists its product as uncharacterized. Gene Ontology annotation, molecular function: acetylpyruvate hydrolase activity. The record is from RefSeq and is a predicted model, not a curated record. The transcript has a single exon. Lineage: Eukaryota; Fungi; Ascomycota; Eurotiomycetes; Chaetothyriales; Herpotrichiellaceae. The coding region runs from base 1 to 426 and encodes 141 amino acids.
AUGCCGCCGUGGGAGUCUUUAGACAACGCCAUCUACGCGCCUCCAAUCACGCAGAAAACGCUCGACUAUGAAGGCGAGCUCUGUGUCGUACUGGGCCGCGAUGCAGAGGAUGUCUCGGACGGGGAAGCGCUUGAUUACGUGCUGGGAUACACCGCGGGCAACGAUGUGUCUGCGAGGACUUUCCAAGCGCCAGAGUUGAGUGGCUACCAAUUCUCCUUUGCAAAGUCGUUUGACGGAUUCGCGCCCAUGGGGCCCUGCAUCGCGACCAAGGUGGCCAUCCCAGACCCUCAGAAUAUAUCUUUCGUCACCAGAGUGAAUGGGGCGGUGCGACAGUGGUCCAACACGAGCAACAUGAUUUUUAACGGCCGUCAAGUUGUGGCUCAUCUCUCCCAAGGCACACCUUGCGCAAAGGACCCGUCAUCAUGA